UGUUGUGUAUAUGAUAAAGAAACAUGGCUGCCCACCUAUCGUACGGUAGAGUCAAUUUAAACAUCUUGAGAGAAGCUGCACGAAAAGAGCUUCGAGAGUUUUUGGACAAAUGUGCGGGAAGUAAGGCCAUAGUUUGGGAUGAAUAUCUGACGGGACCUUUUGGACUGAUAGCUCAAUACUCUCUACUGAAGGAACAUGAAGUUGAAAAGAUGUUCACCCUCAAGAGUGGCAGACUCCCCGCUGCUGACGUCAAGAAUAUCAUCUUCUUUGUUCGUCCCAGACUGGAACUCAUGGACAUCAUCGCUGAGAAUAUCAUCAGUGAGGACAAGAUGCAUUCCCCACGAGACUUACAUAUUUUGUUUGUUCCUCGGCGGAGCAUGUUGUGUGAACAGCGGCUGAAGGAGCAGGGCGUGUUGGCCUCCUUCAUCAACAUCGAAGAGUACAUCCUGGACCUGAUCCCCUAUGAUGGAGACCUGCUCUCCAUGGAGUAUGAGAGUGCUUUCAGGUUAAUGUCUCUUAUUCCAGCAUCUGAGGCCUUCUUCGACAAUCUGACAGUUGAGCAGGAGUUUAUGACUGGAGUAGAAACGGACAAGGUUAACACGUAUAUAGAAGACAGCAUUGCCCAAAAGGAUCCACUGAUCAAGAUUCUGCGCCUGGUUUCCAUGCAGUCGGUCUGCAACAACGGCCUCAAGCAGAAAGUGUUCGACUACUACAGGAGGGAGAUCCUGCAGACCUAUGGUUAUGAACACAUUCUGACACUGAACAACCUAGAGAAGGCGGGUCUUUUGAAGCUUCAGUCGAACUCAAGGAACAACUACCCCACUAUAAGAAAAACCCUCAAACUGUGGAUGGAGGAUGCCAAUGAACAGAACCCCAACGACAUCUCCUACGUGUACAGUGGCUACGCUCCACUAAGCAUCCGACUGACCCAGGUGUUAGCCAGGCCCGGGUGGCGCAGCAUCGAAGAGGUGCUGAAGAUGCUUCCAGGCCCGCACUUUGAGGAGAGACAGCAGCUGCCCGCCGGGCUGCACAAGAAACGUCAGCAGGGGGAGAAUCGAACCACGCUGGUGUUCUUCCUCGGAGGAGUGUCGUAUGCAGAAAUAGCCGCUCUUCGUUUCCUCUCUCAAAUGGAAGACAGCGGGAUGGAGUAUAUUAUAGCCACCACAAAACUCCUAAACGGUACAACAUGGAUCAAAUCCCUCAUGGACCGGCCCGAGGCCCAGACCUCCUGAGUCACCUGCGUGCACACCUGGCCACAUCAAACACCCAUCCAUCAGAAAACCUCAGCUGCUGUUUUUUAUGUCUAUAUCCGUCUACUGCAGGUGUUUCAUUGAUGUGUAUCCAACAUUAGGCUCUUUAAAGGUGCCCUGUGGAGUUGUAUUUUCUUCACUUGGUGUAACAGACCAAAAUGUUUUCAUCCUUGCAGCCUGACAAACAUGAUAAACGCAUUUCCUUUUUUUCAGGAUAUUUGCAAAGCUGAUUUAUUAAAGUGUGUUAUUUGCAUGCUUUCAUGAGUGCCUUUACUGGUGCUUUUUUGUCCAGUACUGCCAGCAAUUGAAAACCAUUGGAAUCGUGUGAAAACAUUUACUGCCUCAUGCAUGUGAGGAUAAACAUAAAUUGUUGACCAACCUGUAAAAUAAUUGCUCCACCAGGUGUAUACACUUUACAGGGUAUCUUUAAAAUGUUUGCAGUCCCAGGUAAUAUAAUAUAUAAGUGGUUUAAUGCUACUCUCAUGAAUCCCUUUGUCCUCUGGCUUCUUGUCCUGCUUUACUAUGAAGUUACUGUAAAUAUGUACGUAUGAUACAAAUUGUUGGGAUGUCAUGCAUAAGAUGAUAAAGAUGCACUUCUUGAAUUUUUGGAAGGCUUUUGGAAGGCAAACAAAUAAAGUCUUAACUAACUGAAAUCAAA
Molecule: messenger RNA, 1908 nt
Organism: Notothenia coriiceps (black rockcod)
Lineage: Eukaryota; Metazoa; Chordata; Actinopteri; Perciformes; Nototheniidae
Gene: vps33a
Product: VPS33A core subunit of CORVET and HOPS complexes
Exons: 9
Coding region: 24-1232 (402 amino acids)
Biological process (GO): vesicle-mediated transport
Source: RefSeq, a predicted model, not a curated record